Molecule: messenger RNA, 6748 nt
Organism: Molossus molossus (Pallas's mastiff bat)
Lineage: Eukaryota; Metazoa; Chordata; Mammalia; Chiroptera; Molossidae
Gene: ESPL1
Product: extra spindle pole bodies like 1, separase
Exons: 30
Coding region: 345-6662 (2105 amino acids)
Biological process (GO): meiotic chromosome separation; proteolysis
Cellular component (GO): centrosome; cytoplasm; mitotic spindle
Molecular function (GO): cysteine-type endopeptidase activity
Source: RefSeq, a predicted model, not a curated record
CAACGCUAACUUGAGGGAAAGGUGGGAACGGCUCUGCUAGGGAAGGUCGGAGAUCUGGGACGCCCUGGUUGGUGAAGAGCUCUGUCGAGGCCUCUGGGGCUUUGAGGUGGUGGGAUGGGUAGUGAGGCCAGAGAUCGGCCGGGAAGAAGGAAAAGAGGAAGUGUCGAUUUAUAACGGGAGCCCGGCGUCCUGGCCUGGGCUUUUUUCCGUUUAGAUUUCUGAUGAGAUUCUUUGCCUCCUUCUUCUGUGGCCUUCAGGCCCUUCUCCUGCCCUUCACUUAACUCCAUUAUGAAUCUUCUCCGCCCUCUCUAAUCUGUCUCCUUUCCCCUUAGCCCUCCGGAGCCAUGAGAAGCUUCAAAGGAGUCAACUUUGGAACUCUGUUAAGCAGCCCGAAGGAGGCUAGAGAGUUGCUUCCUGACUUGAAGGAGUUCCUCUCCAAACUUCCAGCCGGUUCUCCCAGCUGCAGAUUUGAUGCGGAGAGGAGACAAACUUGUGAUGCCAUCCUGAGGGCUUGCAACCAGCAGCUGACUGCCAAGCUGGCUUGCAGUAGGCACCUGGAGAGCCUGCUAGAGUUGGCAGAGCUGGCUUGCAAUGGCUACUUGGUGUCCAACCCCCAGGGGCCACCCCUCUACCUGGAACGAAUUCUCUUCAUCUUUCUACGGAAUGUCGCUGCACAGGGAAUCCCAGAGGCCACACUCCGACUCGCUCAGCCCCUCCAUGCCUGCUUGAUGCAGUGUUCUCGCCAAGCUGCUCCCCAAGACUAUGAGGCUGUUGCUCGGGGCAGCUUUUCUCUGCUUUGGAAAGGGGCAGAGACACUGACAGAGCCACGAGCUGCAUACUCAGCUCGACUGAAGGCCUUGAGCUUUCUAGUACUGCUAGAGGAUGAAAGUGUCCCUUGUGAGGUCCCCCACUUUGCUUCUCCAACAGCUUGCCGAGUGGUAGCUGCCCAUCAGCUAUUUGAUGCCAGUGGGCAUGGUUUGAGUGAAGCAGAUGCUGAUUUCCUAGAUGACCUGCUCUCUAAGCAUGUGAUUAGAGUCUUGGUGGGUGAGGAAGGGGACCCGCCUGGUCCUCUUUCUCCCCAGAGUGCCCUCUGUCUCUUAGAGCUCACCCUGGAACACUGCCGUCGCCUCUGCUGGAGCCACCUCCAUGCCAAGGCCACCAGGGCUGUGGAGAAGGCCCAUGAUUACCUAAGGAAUACCAGCCUGGCUCCCAGCCUCCAGAUAUGCCAGCUGGGGGUAAAACUGCUGCAAGACCAGGAGGGAGGGCCCCAGGCAGUGGCCAAGAUUCUGACCAAGGCAUCAGCUAUCCUGAACAGCAAUAUGGAGGCACCGUCACCCCCACUGCGAGCAUUGUAUGACAGCUGCCAGUUCCUCCUCUCAGGCCUGGAGCGGGGCACCAAGAGGCGCUGUGGACCUGAUGCUAUUCUGGGCCUCUUUGCUUUUCUUGGCGGGUACUGCUCCCUCAUUCGGCAGCUGCAGGAUGGUGUCUGUAGGGACUCCACCAAGCAACAGCAGUCUCUGGUUAAGAUGCAAUUUCAGGGACUUCAUCUCUAUACUGUGGUGGUUUAUGACUUUGCCCAAGGCUGUCAGGUGGCUGACUUGGCUGACCUGGCCCAGCUAGUGCAAAGUUGCAAAUCUAUUGUUUUCUGGAUGCUGGAGGCCUUACAGAGUCUGUCAGGCCAAGAGCUGACUGAUUACCUGACAAUGACUGCCUCUUACACCAGUAACUUGGCCUAUAGUUUCUAUAGUCACAAGCUUUAUGCCGAGGCCUGUGCCAUCUCCGAACCCUUCUGUCAGCGCCUGGGCUUGGCAAAGCCAGGCACCUACCCUGAAGUGCCUCCUGAGAAGUUGCACAGGUGCUUCCGGCUGCAUAUAGAGAGUUUGAAGAAACUGGGUAAACAGGCCCAUGGAUGCAAGAUGGUGACUUUGUGGCUGGCAGCCCUGCAGCCCUGUGGCCCCAAACACAUGGCUGAGCCAGUCACCUUCUGGGUCCGGGUUAAGAUGGAUGCAGCCAAAGCUGGAGACAAGGAGCUACAGCUGAGGACUCUGCGAGACAGCCUGAGCGGCUGGGACCCGGAGACCCUGUCUCUUCUGCUCAGAGAGGAGCUGCAGGCCUACAAGGCGGUGCGGGCCGAUACAGGGCAGGAACGGUUCAACGUCAUCUGUGACCUGCUGGAGCUGAGCUCCGAGGAGACACCAGCUGGGGCCUGGGCUCGAGCCACCCACCUGGUAGAAUUAGCUCAGGUGCUCUGCUACCAUGACUUUGCCCAGCAGACUGAGUGCUCUGCCCUGGAUGCUAUCCAUGAAGCUCUGCAGCUUCUGGAGUCUGUGAGGCCUGAGGUUCAGGCUGAAGAUCAGCUCCUGGAUGAUAAAGCACAGGCCCUGCUAUGGCUCUACAUCUGUACCCUGGAGGCCAAAAUGCAGGAAGGUAUUGAGCGAGAUCGGAGAGCCCAGGCCCCUAGUAACCUGGAGGAAUUUGAAGUCAAUGACCUGAACUAUGAAGAUAAACUCCAAGAAGAUCGUUUCCUAUACAGUAACAUUGCCUUCAACCUGGCUGCAGAUACUGCCCAGUCCAAAUGCCUGGACCAAGCCCUGGCCCUGUGGAGGGAAGUGCUUACAAAGGGGCAGGCCCCCACUGUGCGGUGUCUCCAGCAGACAGCAGCCUCACUGCAGAUCCUAGCAGCCCUCUAUCAGCUGCUGGCAAAGCCCCUGCAGGCUCUGGAGGUCCUCCUGCUUGUACGGAUCAUCUCCCAGAGACUGGAGGACCACGCGAAGGCAGCUGCCUCUUCCUGCCAUGUCACCCAGCUCCUGCUGACACUCGGUUGUCCCAGCUAUGCCCAGUUACACCUGGAAGAGGCAGAAUCAAGUCUGAAGCUUUUGGAUCAUACCACUGACACAUACCUACUCCUUUCCUUGACCUGUGACCUACUGAGAAGUCAGCUUUACUAUGCUUACCACAAGGUGACAGAGGGUGCCUCUCUGUUGCUGUCCGUGCUUCAGGAUGCUGCCCUUCAAAGGUCAUCCAAGGCCUGGUACUUGCUGCGUGUCCAGGCUCUGCAGCUGGUGGCAGUCUACCUUAGCCUCUCAUCAGACAGCCUCUCAGCCUCCUUGUGGGAGCAGCUCUGUGCCCAAGGCUGGCAGACACCUGAGACAGCGCUCAUCGACUCCCACAAGCUUCUCCGAAGCAUCAUCCUCCUGCUCAUGGGCAGUGAUGUGCUCUCGAUUAAAAAAGCAGCAGUGGAAACACCAUUUCUGGACUAUGGUGAAAAUCUGGUACAAAAAUGGCAGGUGCUUACAGAGGUGCUGAGUUGCUCUGAGAAGCUGGUCUCCCACCUGGGCUACCUGGGUAGUGUGAGUGAAGCCAAGGCCUUUUGCUUGGAGGCCCUGAAGCUUACAACGAAGUUACAGAUAACACGUCAGUGUGCCCUAUUCCUGGUGCUGAAGGGAGAGCUGGAGCUGGCACGCAAUGACAUUGACCUCUGUCAGUCGGACCUGCAGCAAGUUCUGUUCUUACUCGAGUCUUGCACAGAGUUUUGUGGACCAGCCCAGCACCCAGACACUGUGAAGAAAAUCCGCUUGCAGAAGGGGAAGCAGAAGGCCCAGGCCCCCUAUCCUCUAGAGCUCCCAGAGGAGGAGCUCUUCCUAAAAGGCCCUGUUUUGGAGCUGGUGGCCACUGUGACCAAGGAACCUGGCCCCAUAGCACCUUCUACUAACUCCUCCCCAGUCUUGAAAAUGAAGCCCCAACCCAGCCCCGGUUUCCUGACCCAUUUGCCAACCUGUGACUGCUCACUUUGUGCUAGCCCUGUCCUCUCGGCAGUCUGUCUACGCUGGGCGUUGGUCACAGCCGGGGUGAGACUGGCCACAGGCCAUCAGGCACAUGGUCUGAAUCUCCUGCAGGUUGUGCUGAAAGGUUGCCCUGCAGCCACUGAGCGUCUCGCCCAAGCUCUACAAGCUUCCCUGAAUCACAAAGUACCUCCCCACCCCAUCUUGAGCCUCUUCGAUGAGAUCUUGGCUCAGGCAUACACACAGCUGGCACAGGAGGGGCUGAGCCGGCCAUCAAACAGCCUAGAAAAGGUCCUGGAGUCAGGGCUGAAGUUUGUGGCAGUGCGGAUACCCCACCUGGAGCCCUGGCGAGCCAGCCUGCUCUUGAUUCAGGCCCUUGCAAAGCUGGCUGGCUUCAGCUCUUGCACUACCCAACUUUUUGCAAGCUCCUGGGGCUGGCAGCCACCAUCAGUAAAGAUCACCCCAGGCUCAGAGCCCUCUAAACUUCGGAACCAAAAACAUUCUAGACAAAGGCGCCAGCAGGCAGUCUCUGCUACCCUGCCCUUCCAUAAUAUCUCUCGGCAAGGUCUGGAAGGUGGAGGACCACCAUGUACACCUAAGCCCCCUGGCCGGCUUAGGCAGGCUGGCCCUCGUGUCCCUUUCACCGUGUUUGAGGAAGUAGUUCCUACAAAGAGCAAACCUGAGGUUCCCAAGGCCCCCAAGGUACAGCAGAGGGUCCAGACACGCCUGAAGGUGAACUUCAGUGAUGACAGUGACUUGGAGGACCCAGUUGAGGCACGGCUUGCAGAGGAGCCCAAGAGGCGAGGCACUGCUUCUCGGGGGCGAGGCCGGGGCCAGGCUAGGAAGGGCUCAAGCUUGAAGACUGAUGUGGCUGCCCUAGGUAGUGCCCCUGGACAGUCUGGCCUCAGUGUCAGGAGCCGGAGGGCUAAGAAGGUGGCAUCAGGAUAUUGUGAGGAGCUGGGCCCUGAGAUCAUGAGGACCAUCCCUGAGGAGGAACUUACUGACAACCAGAUGGAAAUGAGCUUUGAGAUCUUCAGGGGCUCUGAUGGGGAAGACUCAGCCUCAGAUGGGAAGAUACCAGCUCCAGGGCCUGACACAGCCAUAGGAGAAUGUGAGGUGUUGAGACGGGAUUCUAGCAAAGAGGAGCUGCCCAUCCCAUGCCCAAACAAGAAGAAAGACAAGGAUCUCGGUCCUCAGCUCCGAUGCCCCUCAGCCCCUAUAGCUGUUGGUGUCUCUAUCCUGGAUUCCAUCUGUGACUCACUGAGUGUUGCUUUCCGUGGAGUCAGUCACUGCCCUCCUAGUGGGCUGUACGCUUACCUCUGUCGCAUCCUGGCGUUGUGCCUGGGCCACCGGGAUCCCUAUGCCACUGCCUACCUUGUCACCGAGUCUGUCUCUGUCACCUGUCGCCACCAGCUGCUCACCCACCUUCACAGGCAGCUCAGCAAGGCCCAGAAGCACCGGUCACUUGAAAUAGCAGACCAGCUACAAGGGCUGAGCCUCCGGGAGAGGCCUGGAGAUUUCCCUCUCGCCCGCAUCCAGCACCUCUUUACCUUCAGGAUGUUGGGAUCUGGCCAUUUCCCCCAGCCUGAGAAGGAGCGUUUCCAAGAGUGCCUGGCUCUGAUCCCCAGUGGCAUAACUGUGUGUGUGUUGGCCCUGGCCACCCUCCAGCCCGGAACAGUAGGCAACACCCUCCUGCUGACCCGACUGGAAAAAGACAAUCCCCCAGUCACUGUGCAGAUCCCCACUGCUCAGAGCAAGCUUUCUCUGAGCUCGGCCCUGAAAGAGUUUGAUGCCAUCCAGAAGGAACAGAAAGAGAACAGCAGCUGUACUGACAAGCGAGAAUGGUGGACAGGACGGCUAGAACUGGACCAUAGGAUGGAGGUUCUCAUCACUUCCCUAGAGACAUAUGUGCUGGGCUGCUGGAGGGGGCUGUUGCUGCCAUUUAGUGAGGACCCAGGCCCUGCCCAGGAGGCCUCACACCUACAAGAGUUGCUGCAGGAAUGUGGCUGGAAAUAUCCGGACCCCACUCUGCUGAAAAUCAUGCUCAGUGCUGCCAAUACCCUCACCCCUCAAGACAUUCAGUCCCUAGCCUGUGGACUGUGCCCUACCCAGCCAGAGCGAGCCCAACAACUCCUGAGUGAAGCAGUAAGACGUCUACAGGGGAAGACAGUACCAAGCAAUAGGCACCUUGUUUUAGUGCUGGACAAGGACCUGCAGAAGCUGCCAUGGGAGAGCAUGCCCAGUCUCCGGGCACUGCCGGUCACUCGGCUGCCCUCCUUCCGUUUCCUACUCAGCUACGCCAUCAUCAAAGAGUCUGGGGUUUCGCCAGUGCUGAGCCAAGGGGUGGAUCCACACAGUACCUUCUACGUUCUGAACCCUCACAAUAACCUGUCAAGCACAGAGGAGCAAUUUCGAGCCAAUUUUAGCAGUGAAUCUGGCUGGAAAGGAGUGAUUGGGGAGGUGCCGAGCCCGGAACAGGUGCAGGAGGCCCUGACAGACCAUGAUUUAUAUAUCUACGCAGGACAUGGGGCUGGUGCCCGCUUCCUGGAUGGGCAGGCUGUCCUGCGGCUGAGUUGCCGGGCAGUGGCACUGCUGUUUGGCUGCAGCAGUGCAGCCCUGGCUGUGCAUGGAAACCUGGAGGGGGCUGGCAUCGUCCUCAAGUAUAUCAUGGCUGGCUGUCCCCUGUUUCUGGGUAACCUCUGGGAUGUGACUGACCGCGACAUUGACCGCUACACAGAGGCUCUGCUGCAGGGCUGGCUUGGAGCAGGGCCAGGAGCCCCUCUUCUCUACUAUGUCAACCAGGCUCGCCAGGCUCCCCGACUCAAGUAUCUUAUUGGAGCUGCACCUGUAGCCUAUGGCUUGCCUGUUUCCCUGCGGUGACCCCUUGGAGCUGUCCUGUCGAUGAUAGAAGCCAUGUGACUGUUCUACCUCCCAUACUUAGAUUUAACCCUCAGGAUAAAUAUUUU